CCUCAUCAGCAGGGGCGGACUGACAACUCAUGUCACUCUGCAAUACCUAGAUAUCAUCACAACUACUUUGUACAUCCAGGUGGAUUAUACCGCAUUUUUUUGCAGGAUAAAUUGGGCUUUCAUUUGACUCCUUCCCAGGGGCGGACUGAAAACUUAUGGGGCCCCCGGGCAAUAGGGGAUCAUUGGGCCCCUGUGUCCUUGCCCAAACUCAAAAAAGCCUAUGAAAAAGGUACCAGGGGCAUCUCAUGGGGCCCCCUACUGACCCCGGGCCCUCGGGCAGUGGCCGAGUUUCCAAAUGGUCAGUCCGCCCCUGCUCCUUCCCCAACAAUCGAUCCCUGCCAGCAACAAUUG
This is a messenger RNA of Staurois parvus, 351 nucleotides long. The record is from the annotation of a GenBank genome assembly. Lineage: Eukaryota; Metazoa; Chordata; Amphibia; Anura; Ranidae.